AUGGAAGCUUUUGUUCAAAAAGUUUGGUCACAUUUGGCUUUGCCUGAGAUCUGUAUUCUUAAACCAGGGCUAUUUUUAUACAAAUUCAAAAGCAAAGAAGAUAUGAUGAUUAUUCUGGAAAGUGGACCUUGGUUCUUUGGAUCUAGACCACUUCUUCUUAAACCUUGGUCGAUUGAUGAAGAGAUAGGUAAAAGAAAUGACUGCUUAUAUCCAAUGUGGAUUCAGUUACCAGGUCUGAGAUUAAACCUGUGGAAUGCUAAAUGUAUUAGUAAAAUAGCUAGUCUUAUUGGCAAACCUAUUGCCACUGAUAAGCUAACUGCAAGCAGGCAGAGGCUAGAAUAUGCUAGAGUCCUUGUUGAGGUUAGUAUGCCAUCUCCUCUUCCAGAUCAUAUCUCCAUUCAGGGACCAAAGGGGAAAAAUAUUAUUCAGAAGGUGAUCUAUGAAUUAAAACCUAGAUGGUGUGACUUUUGUAAACAAGUGGGACAUGAAACUAACUAUUGCAAGAGGAAAACUGGAAUACAAAGAUGGGUGCCUAAAAGCAAAGUUGUUAUCAUUGAAAAUAAACCUGAGAACAACUUGAACCCACUUGAUGAGCAUGGUAUUGCUCAAAUAAAGGCUGAUGAUAAAGGAAAAGAGAUUAUCCAUGAUUCUGGAAAUAAUGGUAACAAUAUCAAUGAUUUCCAGCCUGAAAGGUUUUCUGUGCAUGUUGUGCAUGAUGAGAACCCGAAUAAUAUGCAACAAGCUCAUGUGGUGCAUGUUUUAGGAAAUGGAGUUGAUAUACAACAAAUAAGCAGCAAGUCUGGUUUACUGCAGGCUGUGCAUGUUGAAGAAUGUGCACAGCAAUCUGAAACUAGUUCAAAGCAAAUAAUUGGUUCUGGAAAAAAUGUUGAUAAUUCUUGGAUACUUGUUCAAGGGUCCAGAGUUAAAAAAAAUGCAUCUCCAUUACUUUCCAGUUGCUCAGAUAUUGAUCCCUCUGUUAUUGACCAGCAAAUUACUUGUGCAAUUAAAUCUCUUGAUGGGAGGCUAGAUUGUGUCAUCUCAUCUGUAUAUGGUUUCAUUCAAACGGAGGGCAGAAAAGAAUUAUGGGCAGAUUUAAUUCAAAUUCAGGAAAUAAUAGGAAAUGUUCCCUGGCUCAUCUGUGGGGACUUUAAUGUAAUGAUUGAUAAAGAUGAUAAGCUUGGUGGUGCAGUCCUUUCUGACUCAGAUACUAGGGACUUCAACAAUUGCAUUAAAGACUGUCACCUAAACCAUAUGAAAACUCUAGGCUACUUUUAUACCUGGAAUAAUAAGCAAGAGGCAGAAGCAAGAGUGUGGAGUAGGCUAGACAGAGCACUAGUGAAUGAUCAAUGGAUUACUGCUUAUAAUUCAAGUUAUGCAGAAUAUUUGUUACCUCAUUUUUCAGACCAUUCCCCAGGCCUGAUUUCUAUCUAUGAGGAUUGUUUGCAAGGGAAAAAAUCAUUUAAAUUCUUCAAGAUGUGGACCAAACAUGCUGAUUAUCUGCCUACUGUUUCUAAUAUCUGGGAAUCAGAUAUACAAGGAUGCACAAUGUACUCUGUAUGCACCAAACUCAAAAUGCUGAAAGAAGCCUUGAAAGUGCUAAACAAGAGACAUUUCUACAAUAUUAGUGAACAGGUUCAAAGAGCAAAGCUAGUUUUGGAAGAUACUCAGGAAAAAUUUCAAAAUAAUCCUCUAGACACUAUACUCAUCAGGAGAGAAAAAGAAAACCUUUCGUCUCACAACAAAUUGCUGGACUGUGAAGUAUCAUUCUAUCAGCAAAAAGCAAGAAUAGCUUGGAGUGUGCUUGGUGACAGAAGCACAAGUUCUUUUCAUGCUGCUGUCAAUAAGAACAGACAUAACAAUAUUGUGGGUGUUCUUUAUAACAGUAGAGGGGACAGGAUUACUGAUGGGGGGGAGAUUGUUAGUGAGCUUAUUUCUUUUUUUACUAGCCUGUUGGGCACUUCUGUUGCUACUUCUCCCCCUGACAGGAACAUUAUCAAAAUUGUGCCUUGUCUGACUGAAACUCAAGUCAGGGAUUUAUCUAAACCUGUUUCUAAAGAGGAAAUUAAAGAAGCUAUCUUCUCCAUGUCUGAUAACAAAGCACCAGGGCCUGAUGGAUACAGUGCUUCUUUCUUCAAAACAGCUUGGCCUAUCAUUGGUGAAGAUAUUUUAAAAUCUAUAGGGGAUUUCUUCAGAAAUGGAAAGCUACUGGGCACUGUCAAUUCCACUUCCAUUACCUUGGUUCCUAAGGUACAAUGCCCAAAAACUCCUGCAGAUUUCAGGCCAAUUGCCUGCUAUAAUUGCCUAUACAAAUUCAUUUCUAAAGUCCUAGCUAAUAGGAUAAAAUCAAUUAUGGGCUACCUAGUGGAUGAAGCACAAAGUGCUUUUGUCAAAAGCAGACAGAUUUCUAGCAAUAUAUCUCUUGCGCAUGAACUUAUUAAAAGCUAUAAUAGGAAACAUAUAUCACCAAGAGUUAUGCUCAAUAUUGAUAUUAAGAAGGCUUUUGACACUAUCAGCUAG
Asparagus officinalis (garden asparagus) is the source of this 2517-nucleotide messenger RNA. RefSeq lists its product as uncharacterized. Bases 1 to 2517 code for a protein of 838 amino acids. The transcript is spliced from 2 exons. Gene Ontology annotation, molecular function: catalytic activity. NCBI's taxonomy places the organism in Eukaryota, Viridiplantae, Streptophyta, Magnoliopsida, Asparagales, Asparagaceae. The record is from RefSeq and is a predicted model, not a curated record.